Molecule: messenger RNA, 440 nt
Organism: Gracilinanus agilis (Agile Gracile Mouse Opossum)
Lineage: Eukaryota; Metazoa; Chordata; Mammalia; Didelphimorphia; Didelphidae
Gene: FXYD1
Product: FXYD domain containing ion transport regulator 1
Exons: 5
Coding region: 82-372 (96 amino acids)
Biological process (GO): regulation of sodium ion transmembrane transporter activity
Cellular component (GO): membrane
Molecular function (GO): sodium channel regulator activity
Source: RefSeq, a predicted model, not a curated record
UGCUGGAACAUUCGGAGAGAUUUCUCUUGGAGAGGCCUGGGAAGGGGGUACCGGUCUGACCAUAUCAGGCUAGCGUGAGGCAUGUGUUGUCGUUCGGCCAGAAAGCCCAGCCUGCUCUCCGCCGGACCCCCCAGUCCCCUUUGCUGUCCCUGUACCAGGACAAUGGAGCCCCUUACCCAACUCCUGCUCCUCUGCAUAGCCCUGAUCUCGGCAGCCAAGGCCGAAGCCCCAAAGGAAAGAGAUCCAUUCACAUAUGACUACCAGUCCCUGAGGAUUGGAGGGCUAGUUUUUGCUGGCAUCCUCUUCAUCCUUGGCAUCCUCAUCAUUCUCAGCCGAAGAUGUCGCUGCAAAUUCAACCAGCAGCAGAAGUGAGUAAUGCCCUCCAUGUUCUCUCUUUGCCAAACCAUUCCCUCUGCUCUCCCUUUGGCUCUAUAUCCAUC